AUGACUUGGCAUCAUAAUAAAGAUCGUAGAAAUGACGGCUGUAUGAGACACCCAAGCGAUUCUCCUGCAUGGAUGACUUUUGAUCACAACCACAAGGAUUUUGCUGCAGAUCCUCGAAAUGUUAGACUUGGGCUAGCUUCUGAUGGAAUGAAUCCUUUCAAGACAUUAAGUGUAAGUCACAGUACAUGGCCAAUUAUUUUAAUACCAUAUAAUCUUCCUCCAUGGAUGUGCAUGAAACAACCAAAUUUUAUUAUGUCCUUGCUCAUACCUGGUCCAGAAGCACCUAGAAAUAAUAUUAAUGUAUAUUUAGAGCCAUUGAUUGAAGAGUUAAAGGAUCUGUGGAAAAUUGGAGUUGAAACUUUUGAUGCAUCUACAAAGAAAAACUUUAAUUUGCGAGCAUCACUAUUAUGGACUAUUAGUGAUUUUCCAGCAUAUGCUAACUUAUCAGGAUGGAGUACAAAAGGAAAAUAUGCAUGCCCAUGUUGUCAUGAAGAUACUUGUUCUUUUUGGUUGAAGCACAGUAAAAAGCAUUGUUAUAUGGGUCAUCGUCGUUGGUUAGAAAAUUACCACUCAUUUAGAAAUGAUGAAAAGUCUUUUGAUGGCACAAAGGAGAAAAGAAUGGCUCCAACACCAUUAUCUGGUUCUAUGAUAUUGGAUAUGCUAGAAGGCUACGAAAUUAAAUUUGGAAAGAAAGUUGUUAAUCCUCAAUUGCCAUAUGGUUGGAAGAAAAGGACUUAUGAGGCGAGAAUCGUUAGACCAUCAGUUUAUCGUUGCAUGUACCCUAUUGAAAGGUACUUGUCUAAGUUGAAAUCAUACGUUCGAAACAGAAGCAAACCAGAAGGUUGUAUUGCUGAAGGAUAUUUAGCUGAUGAAUGUUUGACAUUUUGCUCAAGAUACAUGGAAGGUGUGGAGACAAAUUUUAAUCGCAAGCCUAGAAAUUACAGUAAUUUGGAAGUCGAUGAAAAUUUGCUUCCUAUUUUCCAAAUGACAGGUCGAAAUUUGGGAAAAAAGUAUAUUAAGAGUUUAAACGAGAAUACUAAAGUUAAGGCACAUCGAUAUGUGCUAUUUAAUUGCAAUGUCGUGGACUCGUUCAUUGAGGAACAUCGUAAUAUUAUUGCACAACAAAAUUCUCGUCAAAGAGCAAUGACUAUAGAUCGGAUUCAUAGUCAGUCAUUUCCAUCAUGGUUUGCCAAAAAAGUAGAAGAAUUAUAUGAUAACGGAGAAUCGAAUUUCAGACGAUUUACAUUAAAAGCAGUUGAGAAGAAGUUAAAAACUCAAAAUAGUGGAGUUAUUAUGACUGCCAAGACUCAAAGUUUUGCAAGUAGUAGUGAUCCGAAUCCUGUUUUCGGAGAUGUUACAUUUUAUGGGAUAUUAACUGAUAUUAUAGAGCUAGAUUAUUCUUUGGGUAAUCGCGUUGUGUUAUUUAAGUGUGAUUGGAUUUCGAGAAGUGGCAUUAAAAAAGAGAGAGAUUGCACAAGAGUCAACCUUUCAAAAUUGAUGCGUGAAGAUGAGUCAUUCGUACUAGCAUCUCAAGCUGAACAGGUAAUUGAAAUGUGUAGUACAAAUUUUGAUGUUGAGGAUGGAGAUAUCAAUUUGAUAAGGAAUGAUAUUGAAGACAUAACUAUUGAUACAUUGGUGUCAACUUGUACAAAUGACAUGGGUGAAGAAGAAGAACCUUAG
Messenger RNA from Cannabis sativa, 1680 nucleotides. RefSeq lists its product as uncharacterized. Lineage: Eukaryota; Viridiplantae; Streptophyta; Magnoliopsida; Rosales; Cannabaceae. The coding region runs from base 1 to 1680 and encodes 559 amino acids. The record is from RefSeq and is a predicted model, not a curated record. The transcript is spliced from 7 exons.